CCCACCCACCCAUCACCCUCGAUUCCUGGACUGCCCCGCGCUGCUCUAGAGGGACGUUGACGCGCUCCAUCCUCCCCGCACAUCCCCGCAGCAACCGGCCAUCACCCCCCCCCCCCCACCAUGUCGGCCCCCGUAGUAGCAACACCGCCUCCCCCAGGCACCGGCGUCAGCGAGCCCCAUCUCCGUCCCAAGCACAAGAGGACUCACACCGGAUUCGGAAUCCGUGAGAUCAAGGCGGUCGAGGCCAGCAUUCCUCCACAGCUGAGAGAAAUUUGGCGUAAAUUGACUGUUGCUGAGUUCCAAGGGAAAGAUGAGUUCCAGAGGGAGGUUGUCCGUCAUGUCGAGACUACAUUGGCCCGUUCGAUGUACAACUGCGACGAUGCCGCCGCCUAUGCCGGAACCGCGCUUGCCAUCCGUGACAAGCUCGUGAUCGGCUGGAACAAGACGCAGCAGAACCAGACCCUCCAGGACCAGAAGCGUGUCUACUACCUCUCGCUAGAAUUCCUAAUGGGACGGGCAUUGGACAAUGCCAUGCUCAACACCGAGGUGAAGGAUAUCGCUCGGGACGGAAUCAGUGAGCUCGGUUUCAGGAUGGAGGAUGUCAUCAACCAGGAACACGACGCCGCACUCGGUAACGGUGGUCUUGGAAGAUUGGCGGCUUGCUUCUUGGACGGUCUUGCUACCCUGAACUACCCUGGCUGGGGUUACGGCCUGAGAUACCGUUACGGUAUCUUCAAGCAGGAGAUCGUCGAUGGUUACCAGGUCGAGGUUCCCGACUACUGGCUCGACUUCAACCCCUGGGAGUUCCCCAGACCUGAUGUCUCGGUGGACGUCAUGUUCUACGGUUACGUGAGGAAGGAGUGCGACGCCGACGGCAAGACCAUCAACCUCUGGGAGGGCGGUGAGAUUGUUCAGGCCAUCGCAUACGAUGUGCCCGUCCCUGGAUACAGCACAUCAACCACCAACAACUUGCGUCUCUGGUCGUCCAAGCCCGCCAGCGGAGAGUUCGAUUUCCAAAAGUUCAACUCCGGUGACUAUGAAGGUUCCAUCAGGGACCAACAGAAGGCCGAGACCAUCUCGGCGGUGCUGUACCCCAACGACAACAUCGACGCCGGUAAGGAGCUCAGACUGAAGCAACAGUACUUCUGGGUUGCCGCGUCGCUGCACGACAUCAUCCGACGAUUCAAGAAGACCCACCGUCCCUGGUCAGAAUUCACCGACCAGGUCGCCAUCCAGUUGAACGACACACAUCCCACUCUCGCUAUCGUUGAGCUGCAGAGAAUCUUGAUCGACGUUGAGCAUCUGGCCUGGGAUCAGGCAUGGAAGAUCGUCCAGGGAACCUUCGGGUACACCAACCACACGGUUCUUCCCGAGGCUCUGGAGAAGUGGCCGGUUCCACUUAUGCAGAACCUCCUGCCCCGCCACAUGCAGAUCAUCUACGAGAUCAACCUCUACUUCCUCCAGAAGGUCGAGCGCUUGUUCCCCAAGGACCGUGGCAUGCUCGGAAGGGUGUCCAUCAUUGAGGAGUCGCAGCCCCAGGUCGUCCGCAUGGCAUACCUCGCCAUCAUCGGUUCCCACAAGGUGAACGGUGUGGCUGAGUUGCACUCGGACCUGAUCAAGGCUACCAUCUUCAAGGACUUCGUCUCUAUUUACGGUGUUGACAAGUUCACCAACGUCACCAACGGCAUCACCCCCCGCCGAUGGCUGCACCAGGCCAACCCCAAGCUUUCGGACUUGAUUGCCAGCAAGCUUGGUGGUUACAACUUCCUGAAGGAUUUGAACCAGUUGGAUCACCUGAGGGCGCACAUCAACGACCCCGAGUUCCGCCGUGACUGGAUGGAAAUCAAAUUGGCCAACAAGAUCAGGCUGGCGAAGUACAUCAGGGAUACCACCGGCACCUCGGUCAACCCCCACUCGCUGUUCGACAUCCAGGUCAAGCGUAUUCACGAGUACAAACGUCAACAGAUGAACAUCUUUGGUGUCAUCUACCGAUACCUGAUGCUCAAGGAGAUGUCGGCCGACCAACGCAAGAAGGUCGUCCCCAGGGCUUUCAUCUUCGGAGGAAAGGCCGCACCCGGAUACUGGAUGGCCAAGACCAUCAUCCGUCUCAUCAACGCUGUCGGUGAGGUCGUCAACAAGGACAAGGACGUUGGGGAUCUCCUAAAGGUCAUUUUCAUUGAGGAUUACAACGUCAGCAAGGCUGAGUUGAUCAUCCCCGCUUCGGACAUCAGCGAGCACAUCUCCACCGCCGGAACCGAAGCCUCGGGUACCAGUAACAUGAAGUUCGUGCUCAACGGUGGUCUGAUCAUCGGAACCUGCGACGGUGCCAACAUCGAGAUCACCCGCGAGAUCGGCGAGGAGAACAUCUUCCUUCUCGGUAACUUGGCCGAAGACGUUGAGGACCUCCGUCAUCGCCACCGUUACGGAGAGGUCGAGAUGGACCCCAAGCUGCGAAGAGUCUGCGACGAGAUCGAGUCGGGCGCUUUCGGCCACCCCGAUACCUACGGAGGACUCAUCUCGUCCUUGACCGAUGGAGGCGAUUACUACUUGGUCAGCGACGACUUCUCGAGUUACAUUGCCACUCAGGACCUUGUCGACGAGGCCUACAAAGAUAAGGACGGAUGGGCGACGAAGUGCAUCAACAGUGUCGCCAGCAUGGGAUUCUUCAGUGCUGAUCGCUGUAUCAACGAAUACGCCGAUACGAUCUGGAACAUUGAGCCCCUGGCUCCACGGAAAGACCUGUAGUGUGAUGUUUAUUGAGUUUCUUGUUUUGUUUUGUUUUUCCUCUUUUUGUUUCUCUUGGGGUGGUUUAUUUUUUGGGUUUUCGCGACUGUGCUGGAGUGGUUCGGGUGGGAAGCGGGUGAUUGUCUCUGUGGGUAGUAUGUAAAAGCUCUCACUAUAGUUGGUACUGAAUCGAGUAUCAUUGCCUGCAAA
This is a messenger RNA of Tricharina praecox, 2934 nucleotides long. RefSeq names its product glycosyl transferase. The coding region runs from base 121 to 2745 and encodes 874 amino acids. The transcript is spliced from 8 exons. The record is from RefSeq and is a predicted model, not a curated record. Gene Ontology annotation, biological process: glycogen catabolic process. Gene Ontology annotation, cellular component: cytoplasm. Gene Ontology annotation, molecular function: glycogen phosphorylase activity; pyridoxal phosphate binding. Lineage: Eukaryota; Fungi; Ascomycota; Pezizomycetes; Pezizales; Pyronemataceae.